Molecule: messenger RNA, 480 nt
Organism: Microdochium trichocladiopsis
Lineage: Eukaryota; Fungi; Ascomycota; Sordariomycetes; Xylariales; Microdochiaceae
Exons: 1
Coding region: 1-480 (159 amino acids)
Biological process (GO): regulation of DNA-templated transcription
Molecular function (GO): DNA-binding transcription factor activity
Source: RefSeq, a predicted model, not a curated record
AUGAGUAGCUGCGAGGAAGACACGGAUGGGAUUGUACUAUCAAGGCUAGACCAGUCACAUGUCUCGAAGGUCCCUUCGCCGUCUUUUGGAGCAGAAUUCAACCCGACCUGUGCAGAGCUCAACCCAGGGGCCGCAAAACGAAAUGAGAGCAAGGCGCGGGUGAGCAAACGGGGAUGGAGGCGUAAUGCAGCAGGGACCCGGGCUAGACGUGGAAGCACCAAGGAUAACAGCAACAGCGAUGCCAGCCUGCUACAAUCUUUGGCGGGUGACAACUUCUCGCCGCGCACCAAGAAUGAGGAGAGUCCCGACCAAAACAAAGAAAGCGUCAUUCCCGCUUACCCGGAGCAGCACGACGGCACGGCAGUCACGCACCCACACGAGCAGAACCUGCGCAUGCAAGACCUGCCCGAUGGCGCGGACAGACGGCGCUGGCAGAACAGCCAGGCGGCACGCAAGAGCCGCGCGAAAAAAAAGCUGUAA